CUUCUAUAACACUUCAACGAACAUGUUCAACUUGUUAUCAAAAUUUCAAAAACUCAAAAAAAAUAAAAAGUGGAAAAUACGGUGGCUAUUCCAUGCUACAAAUUUUGAAUCAUUGAUGUAUCCCUGCUUCACUUUUUGCCGUAUUAUAGGACUAUUUCCAUACAAGAUCGACGCUAUGACUUUCAAGAUUUCUAAACCAUGCUACAUUUUUUCGGGUGUUAUUACCUGCAUCGCGUGUGUUUACAAUCUAAUAAUUCUCUAUGACAUCAAUCUUUCAAAAAAUAUUAAAUAUAAAAGCUUACCAAUGACACUUGAACGUAACUGCUUCUACGUUUUCGGCGGUUUCAUAGCAGUCGUCACAUUCAUUUUGAGUGGACCACGAAUGCAUUUAAUUCAGACCAUACUGGAGGUCUCUUUGAGAUUGCCUCAAGAAUCAUAUCAAAACCUAUCUAGACUAAUCCAUGCUAAGGACAUUUUUGGAUUUUUUUGCAUAAUCGUGCAAGCGGUGAUAUUUUAUAGCUGGAUGCAGUUUAGUGUCUUACGCAAAAUUUUGACACUAUAUUUCGUCAUAGUGCUAUUCAUAAUGGAUAUGCUAUACAUGAAUUGUGUUUGCGUAUUAAAAGCUUGUUUCAAGCAAAUCAACGACAAUUUGAUGAAUCUGCCAGGACUCGUGACAAAUCGUGAGAUAUAUUUUCUAAGAAGAACCUAUUACGAACAGAGAAAUCCGUUUUUAUUAAUGCAACUCAAAGCUUUAAAAAAGCAGCAUCUGGAAAUCAGCAACACAGUACAAAUGCUGAAAAUAAUCUUCAGUUUGCAACUUCUUUCUACAAUAUCUCUAACCUUCAUUCAAAUCACUUUAAAUCUGUAUUUCUACUUAGUGCGAGUACAAGUGAGGUCUAUGAGCUACAGGGAAAAUCAAGUUUAUUACAAUUACUUCAUUACAGCGAUAACAUUUUGCCUCACAAAAAUAGUGUUGAUAAUAUGGGCUUGCGAAACUGGCAAGAAUCAAGCUGCCGAAAUCAGUAUUACUGUUCAAGACAUCCUUAACAGCACUAGUGAUAAAGAAACAAAGUACGAGUUACACCUAUUUUCCUUGCAAUUGCUACAUUGUGAAAAUGAAUUCUCUGUAAAGGGGCUUAGUGUGGAUUUCACGCUUCUCAGUAGGGUGAGUCAAUCAUCUGCUUUCGUUGAAUAAAUAUAUUUUAGUUUAUUUUGUGAUUUUCUUCUUUUUAGAUGGUGGGUGCUAUCACCACGUACCUAUUAAUCUUGAUACAGUUUGUGUUCCUAUUAAAUUCUUGUGAUGAAAACUCUGUAAUCGGUUUUGCAAAUAUAAUCUAGUUACGUGUACUUACGUGUAUAAUAAUACAAUAUAUGUAACGUAUAAAUUUCUAAGAAAUAUUAUUUAUUAAAUAUUUCACAAAAUAUAUCUAUUUUUUAGCCCGUUUAUUAAUAAUAUUAAUAUUAAUAUGUUUGAGAUAUUUAUUGUUUCAGUAAUAAAUAGUUCUACAAGAUAGUUAUUUUGGUUAAGCAAAAUGAAAACUGAUUAUGACAUUGACU
Molecule: messenger RNA, 1557 nt
Organism: Solenopsis invicta (red fire ant)
Lineage: Eukaryota; Metazoa; Arthropoda; Insecta; Hymenoptera; Formicidae
Exons: 2
Coding region: 23-1195 (390 amino acids)
Biological process (GO): sensory perception of taste
Cellular component (GO): axon; membrane; neuronal cell body
Source: RefSeq, a predicted model, not a curated record